Molecule: messenger RNA, 1300 nt
Organism: Cyprinus carpio (common carp)
Lineage: Eukaryota; Metazoa; Chordata; Actinopteri; Cypriniformes; Cyprinidae
Exons: 6
Coding region: 52-936 (294 amino acids)
Source: RefSeq, a predicted model, not a curated record
GUUGAGCAGUGUAACGCCUUCCUCUCUAGGAUUGCUGUGACCACGAAGCACAUGUCCAAAGCAGGACAUACUGACAUGCUUACAUUGAUGGCCAUGCGCUGGAAUCAGCAAAAGUUUAAUAACUUGGCUACUUCACUUGCCUGCCGAUAUCAGAAGGCCACAAAACGUCUGGAAAGCCAACUUCAGGACCUGGAAAGCAUGAGAAUCCAGCUGGCAGUGACACAGGUUGAAGUUGAGGGCUGGGUCACUGAUAUUAAGGAGUGGGCAGAAGCAACAACAUCCCAAAAGAAUGCCGAUCUUGACGCAGUGAUCAAUAGAAUAGAGGUGCUGGUGGCCAGCAUUAAAAGAAGGUCCCAGCGCCUUUACAAAGACACCGAUGGCAGCAAAGGUCGGGCCCGGAUCCGGCGCAAAAUCAGAGAGGAGAAGGCCAUUCUUAGCUCUGUUGUUGAAAAAUACAACAGUAUGGUUCCAGAUACAGAAAGAAUCGCCUUUGACAUCAUUCUCUCUGACGAGACAGUUUGGCCAUGGCAACUUUCACAUGGUGACGCUGUAGAUUUGAAAACCAAGAGGAAGGCAUUUGAUGUUGUGAUGGCUAUAAGGAGACUUGAGGAGGAGAAGAAGAUUGUUCUUUCUGAGAUGGCAAAGCAUUGGAAAUCUCUCUCCACUCGUGCAGACACACUCAAGGAGAUGUCAUGCCAGCUUUCCAGUGAGGCAUUGAAAAGUGAGCUGUGGGAUCUAAAUGAAGAAGGGAUCAAGGGUUUCCUCAGCUUAACUUUGAGAAAGAAGCAAGAAGUCACCAGAAUGAUGAAGCAUGCAAGAGACUGUUAUGCUAAAGUUUUGACUGGAACAAGUAUGGACUUCCAGAAUGAUUGGGAUGGAUACGACAGUGACUCUGAAUUGUCAGAUGAGUUUGAUGAGCUCUCAAGUGAGAAAUGAGCAUUAAGUCAUUUUUGUUGCAGAGUUUCCUUUUUAUUUUUUAUUUUGUUUAUUUUUUCUCCCACUCUAACAAUGCAGCCCUAUUUCUGAUACCGUAGGGGGUCAGAAAUGUUGCUGUGGGGGGCCACUACGGUCAAAUCAACAUGGAGGAAACACUGUUUGUGUGUCAGAUAUGCUUGAAUAAUAGUAUUCAUCAUAUCUACAUGUGACAUUACAACAAUAAUGAAUGUAAUUAAUUUAAGUAACUGUUUUUCCAAUAGUAAUCUUCUGUUUAUGGUAGAACAAAACUGUGCGGAAAAGUUUGCAGGAAGGUGUAAAUAUGUGCAUUGUAAUAAUAAUAAUAAACAUAAUUCCACUAAUGUCA